AUGUUUCGUUUCUUAAUAAUUGGAUUAAUUUCUUUAGUAGGAGCGUAUUAUGAUGUGCAUUUUCAGAAGGAAUAUGAUUAUAUAAUUAUUGGCGCGGGAUCAGCAGGAUCUGUGGUGGCAAAUAGAUUGUCAAAAGACCGCAGUAUAAGUGUUUUGCUUUUAGAGGCAGGAUCCUGUCCUAGUCUUAUCUCAGAAAUCGCAUCCUUUCCUGCGGAGUUACAGAAAACAAAAUAUGAUUGGAAAUUUAAAACAGUUCCUCAAAAAAAUUCUUGUUGGGGACUUAAAGAUCAGCGUAGCUCCUGGCCUCGAGGUAAAGUUUUAGGUGGAAGCAGCAUUCUUAAUUCUAUGAUGUACGUAAGAGGGAAUAAAAGAGACUUUGAUCAAUGGGCUAAAGAUGGAGCGAUAGGUUGGAGUUAUGAUGAAGUUUUAUCUUAUUUCAAAAAAUCCGAAGAUAAUCGAAUCACCGAGUUUAAUAAAAACGGUUAUCACGGCAUAGGAGGAGAACUGACUGUAGAAAAAACAUUUGAUAACUAUUUAAAAGAUAUUUUUUUGAAAGCUGGAAAAGAACUUGGUUACGAUUCAGGAGAUUACAAUGGCGAAUCUCAAAAAGUAUUUUCUGACAUACAAGCAACGUUGAGAGAUGGUACUCGAUGCAGUACAAAGAAGGCAUUUCUGGAUCCAAUUAGAGGAAGAAGAAAUCUACAUAUUCUCACGUCUGCAUUUGUAAAGAAGAUUAAUUUUGAUGAUAAGAAACAGGCAAAGUUUGUGACAUUUGACUACCAAGAUAAAACACUGACAAUUGCCGUUAGUAAGGAAAUAAUUUUAUCAGCAGGUGCGAUCAAUUCUCCUCAUAUACUGAUGUUGUCUGGAAUUGGAUCUAAAAAAGACCUAGAAAAAUUUCAGAUUCCUGUGAUUUCCAAUCUCCCAGUAGGAAAAAAUCUACAAGAUCACGUUAGCACAUCUGCUAUGAUAUUUACUAUAAAUAAGCCAUAUUCGUUUUUAAAGUCCAGAUUAACAGUCGAUGAUAUAAUUGAGUAUUUAAAGAAUGGAAACAAUAAAUUAACUACACUCGGAGGUGUUGAAGCUGUCGCCUUUGUAAACACGAAAUAUAAUCUUAUGCAAGAUUGGCCGGAUAUAGAAAUAAUAUUCCAAUCAUUCAGUUUGGCUUCUGAUGGAGGAACAUCAUAUAUAUCAGGAAUUGGGCUUACAGAACAUAUGUUCGAAAAAUAUGCGAGUCCUUAUGUAAAUAACGAUACAAUAAAUUGUCUCCCAAUGCUUCAAAGACCUAAAAGUAGAGGACAAAUUCGACUGAAAUCGUCAGAUCCUUACGAACAUCCAAUUAUCGAUCCAAAAUAUUUUUCACAUCCAGAUGACCUCAAAGUUUUAGUUGAGGGAAUGAAGAUUUGUCUGGAAAUAGCAUCUACUUCCACCAUGAAAGAAAUAGGAACUAAACCAAUAGAAACUAUUGUUCCCGGUUGCGAAAAAUAUGAGAAAUUCUCAGAUGAUUAUUUAACAUGCGUUGCUCAGACAUUUACUCAUACAGUUUAUCAUCCAAUUGGCACUUGCAAGAUGGGAAGUGUUUCUGAUGAAAGUUCUGUUGUUGAUCCUAAUCUCAAAGUAAAAGGUGUUAAAGGAUUACGUGUGGUCGAUGCUUCUGUUAUUCCUUCCAUGAUAUCCGGACAUACUAAUGCCGCUGCAAUUAUGAUUGGAGAAAAAGCUUCAGACAUGAUUCUUGAUGAUCUAAAAACAUCCAGAUCAAAGGAAGAACUGUAACAGAUAAAAAAUUUUAAAUUUAAAUCUACGAAAAACAUUACAAUGCCAUUAAAAUGAAAUUCUGGAUAUUUUAUUUGUUUGAAUACUGUAUUUUAAAAUCUAUUUUAAUGAGCGCUACCGUCUUGUGGAUCUGGAUUCGAAUCCGAAUUUUUCAGAUUAAGGAAUUUUCAAGAAUUUUCAUUCUCAAUAUAAAAAUAUGAAUUUUCUAUUAUA
Molecule: messenger RNA, 1986 nt
Organism: Centruroides sculpturatus (bark scorpion)
Lineage: Eukaryota; Metazoa; Arthropoda; Arachnida; Scorpiones; Buthidae
Product: glucose dehydrogenase [FAD, quinone]-like
Exons: 11
Coding region: 1-1773 (590 amino acids)
Molecular function (GO): oxidoreductase activity, acting on CH-OH group of donors; flavin adenine dinucleotide binding
Source: RefSeq, a predicted model, not a curated record